AUUAAUGUCCGUUACUCCCCCACCAAGUGUUCGACGAACGCAGUGCAUUCGCUGCCAGGCGUGGGCGAUCGGCUCUCAUGUCUCCGUCGCCGCCUCAGCUCGUCCACCACAGAGCCGCUCUCCUCGCCUCGCCUCUGAAUGCCGCCUUUAGCUUCAACAUCGUAGGAGCUCCUGGCCCUGCUCGGAGGAGGGCUCACAGGCGGCUGUUCACUGCAAUUAGCGCCAUGGGUGGGGAAGAAACCCGGUUCGAGGUCGACCCCAGCAAGGCCCGGGAAGCAUUGCAGCGGCUCGACCAGCAGCUCGAGUCCCUCGCGCAGCAGGAAGCCCUCCCGAAGAAGAAGCGGCCCUCUCCUCCUCCUUUAGAGCCUAUUCUAGACAGAGAUCUGAUAACCGGCAAGAGGACUGAUGAUAUGCCAGAAGUGUCAGGGUCUUAUCUUGCAUAUACUGCCGUUGCACUUGUCCUACUUACGGUUCUGAACAACAUCUUGUUCAAUGUGUUCAUAAAACCAUCUGUCGAUGGAAACGAGCAAGUUUCAAAAAUAGAAAGAGUACCUCUAAGUGAACCCACAGAGCAGCUUGUGCCGAAGCUAGUGGACUAAUGGUGAGUUACAUUAUCAUCUAGCAAGUAUGCAUCAUAUCAAUAAGAUUAUAGUCUUACCAAUACCACAUGAAUUUCCUCACUGAGACUGUUUUGACAUGGAUUCCAUGUUCUAUCGAUGUCUCGAAUUGCUGCCUUUUUCUUGAGGCUCUUUGGUCUCUGAUUUGAAUGGUCAAUAAAUACACUGAUGGUUGCUUUUCUUUA
This is a messenger RNA of Musa acuminata AAA Group (dessert banana), 802 nucleotides long. RefSeq lists its product as uncharacterized. Gene Ontology annotation, cellular component: chloroplast thylakoid membrane. The transcript has 2 exons. NCBI's taxonomy places the organism in Eukaryota, Viridiplantae, Streptophyta, Magnoliopsida, Zingiberales, Musaceae. The coding region runs from base 78 to 599 and encodes 173 amino acids. The record is from RefSeq and is a predicted model, not a curated record.